Messenger RNA from Lasiosphaeria miniovina, 3456 nucleotides. Its product is annotated as RNA polymerase I-specific transcription initiation factor RRN6-like protein. Gene Ontology annotation, cellular component: RNA polymerase I core factor complex. Gene Ontology annotation, biological process: nucleolar large rRNA transcription by RNA polymerase I. Bases 157 to 3078 code for a protein of 973 amino acids. Gene Ontology annotation, molecular function: RNA polymerase I transcription regulatory region sequence-specific DNA binding; RNA polymerase I general transcription initiation factor binding. The record is from RefSeq and is a predicted model, not a curated record. The transcript has 3 exons. Lineage: Eukaryota; Fungi; Ascomycota; Sordariomycetes; Sordariales; Lasiosphaeriaceae.
GGACUCUCUCACCGUUGAAACGGUUGCAAGCAGUGGCGUUGGGCCUGUCGACGCCCGAUUUUGUCGCCGCUUUCUCUGCCUGGAUUUAGACCUGAGGAGAGAAGCUGAUGCGGACCUGUCGGUAAUCAGCAGCUCGCUCGGGAAGAAUGAUAACGAAUGAUGGCGCAUUCGUCUCUCUACAACCAAAUGGCUGACCCAUUUGCGUCCGGCUCGGGCGAGGCUGGGCAGACUCCCAAUUUUCAGCAAAUAACGCCCUUUUCGGAAUGGUGUCCCCCUGUCCGCGCAACUGACCCCCCCGCCUUGGCGCCUUCCCAGCUGCCCCCCUCGCGCAACAGCUGGCUGUUCAAACACUGCCCAGAGGCCUGCGUCGGCGAUGAUGAAGUCAAGGCCAUCCUCGCCGACGAGCUCGGCGUUAAGGGUAGCGCCCGGCUCGCGCCUCCUGCCGAGAGCUCGGCCUGCCUCAUGGCCGUCGGCGAGAUCUCAGACACUAGACACUCGGGCAAGGCCACAGGCCAUGCGGCGCUGGCUUUUGCCUCGGGCGAGUCGGGCAACGUGCUUUGUCUGCUCGGCAUGUCCCACGAGGACCGGUCCUGGGCUGAGGAGCAUGUCACAGUGCAUCUAAAUACCCCCGACACGCGCCUCGACGGCGAGUGGUGCCAGGACAGCGCGCCCAUCUCCUUGGUCAAGUUUGCCUCUGAUCCCGAUGCGAAGACCCCGAUCCGCUGGCUUCUUGUCCAAAAGGCGGCUUCGACGACCAUCUGCGCCCCAGAGCUCAGAGAACUUCCCUCGAGACAUGGAGAGCCGGCCGGGAAGGCGGCAGGGGGCGCUGGGCUGGCGCAGAUAUUUGUAAACCCGCUAGCCACCAUACGCUGUGAACAGACUGGAGGCUUCUCGCACUCUGAUCUCGCUUUCAGCCCCUCCUUCGGCGAGGAUGCACCUCAACUCGCCAUAAUCGACACGGCCGGCUGCUGGAGCGUGUGGGACAUUACCAGCCACCGCUCUGCUGGCCGGCUCAAGUCGCUGAACCCGGUCGUGAGAAUGUGUGGCAGCAUCUCGCUAGGCUCCAUUCCCGACUUUCCCGCAAUAACCGAAAGCACAAGUGAUCGAGACCCACAUAGAAUAGCGUGGCUACUGCUGGAUGCGCAUGAACGUCGCUCCAAAAGUCGGUCUAGAAGUCGCAAAGAGAGUCGCGCGAGAAGCCGCAAAGACAGCUACUCGAGAAGUCGCAGAGGAAGCUCGUCGAAGCAGCCAAGCGGGUCAGUCGAAAUCACGAGCCCGCCUUCUCCGUCGCGGCUGCUUCUCAUGAGCACAACCAAUGCCUUGUCUCUGUUCGAUGUCGACACCGGCAGGUUUCGGUCUGUUUCCCGCAAGGUCCUGUCGGAGAACCAGCAGAUUCUCGACGUGGCCCCGUCCUUGCUGGACCGCUCUCAGGCGUUCAUCCUCACCGAGUCCAGCGUGGUGUGGGUGGCGACGCGGGAACACAGCAGUGGCAAGUUGACUCUCGACGUUCUUGCCUCUUGCCCCCACGAGAAGGACAACACAGACCCGGAGCUCAAGCUUAAUGUGUCUCCUGGCGCCUACGUUAACGGCCGCGAAGCGUGUUUCGUCUGCGUCCGCUCGACCAGAGACUCCCGGAUGGCCGUCAUCUGGUGUAUACCGCCCGAGCCUGGCGCGGCAGCCCAGUGCCACCGCGAGCUGGUUUCGCUGAAUGUCUCGUUCAAUUUCGUGGGCAUGGACAUGCUCCUGGUCUCUCGCAGGACAGGCGCAGGCAAGACGGAGGCGCCUCGGCGCAACGCCCUGACCGAGGCGAAACCAAGAUUUUUCCAGAUCCUGACCAUGGGGCCCGACCUGGCCGUCCACAGCUCGCUCUGCGCCUGGCUGGACGGCCCCGACCUCCGUCUGGAGCCUCCUGACACACUCGUCGAUCGGACAGAAGCUGAAGGCGAGAGGGUGAAGCCCCCAAAGCGUCCCGGCGACGCCUUUGCGGUCCCGGACGGGUUUGACGACGGCGUCAGUCCGCAGCCUGCCGGCGAAGAGCCGGCGCAGGAUGACUCCGGGGAAACCGCUACUCUGGAGCUAUGGCCUCUGCCGGCAUACAGGGCCGACAGAGGGCGUUCGAGGCCUAAACUCGGAGCCUUGGGUGACGCCAUCGACGACGCCGUCGAACGGGAGAGGAGGGACGGGUACAUGCCCAGGCGCUCGCUGCUUGACCUGGUAGGGCGCGGACGGACGGUCGAGGAGCUCGCGCAGCUCUCGACAGACUGGACAACGCAUCAGAGAAGCCUAAUCCAGGAUGCCGCCGGAUGGCUCGAGGUGCCAGCAGCCGCAGCCCGCUCACCCGGCCCCAACCUGGACGCCGUCUACAAGGACCUCAAGAACAUGUUCCACCCGCUGCAGCGCACAUCCAAGCUCGGGAAAGCCGCCGAGCGGCAGCGAGCCGCCCUGGAGCGCAUGACCGCCGAGCUGUUCCUCGCCAAGAUCGGCAUCGCGACCCCGCCGCACCAGGCCAAGUCCACCGACAGACACUCAUCGCAAAUUCCCGCCUCAAGCCCCCCCCUGCCCUUCCGCAGCUCGCCACCGCUCCCACUGCCGCAGUCGUCGCCGCCCACGGCCCUGGACGACGGAGAUGACGUCGACGACGAGGUAGUCCUCCGGCUGCGCAAGUACGCCACCGUCGGGCCGAGCGUAAUAACAAGCGACUUCCGCGACAACCCGGUGCUGGCGCACUGGCGCGUCGGCGAAGCCUCAGGCGACGAGACUUCCCACUGGAUCUCCGGCGAGAACGAGGAGGAGCUCGAGCAGGCGGCCAAGCAGCGCCGCAAGAUGGACACGCGCCGCCGCCGCGCCGAGAAGCACGCCGCCAAGGCCGCCGCCUACGGUACUACCGGCCUCGACUACCGCCCUGUCAUGUCCAUGCCGACCGCCAUCAUGUCCAGCCAGCCGCGGCGCGUGUCGGCGGCCGGUUUCUCGCAGAUCCGCUCGUCGCAGGUCGUCCGCUCGCAGGUCGUGCCUGGUGCGUUUGGCGGCCGCACGCUGCUGCAGGCGCGAAAGCCAAAGGUCAAGGAGGGGUUCAGGUAGCGUGAAGGUGGCGUUGCUUGUCUGGUGGGGUGGUUAAGGGGUACUGCUUCGGCAGCAGGCACGGUUUCUGAAUGCAGCAUUUUUGUACAGCAUGGAUGUGUGUAAUUGGCGAUUUGCGCUUAGUUCAGGCAGGCAGGCAUCCAUUAGCAUCCAUCCAUUGGCAGGCAUGGCAUAGGCAUAGACAUGGCGUAAUUUCAGAAUACCUUACUGAGGCGGAAGCAAUACAAAAGCAAUCCAUGCUGAGAUGUACAGUAUAUACGUCCAUGGAUAGGUACUUUCUUUCGUCUACUCUUGCAAGCGGCGAAUACUGCACACUCACUAGUAAAAUACUCUACCUCAACGGCCCUUUGUCUUUCUUUCUUUCUUCUUUCUUUCUUG